GCGGAGCCACAACCUUUUUUAUACCCGAGAUGCGUUUUUGCGGAUCGGCAGACACUCAGAUAGCAACACACAGAUAAAACCCCUGCAAGUCCACACAAAAACACACACAAGGCAAUGCCCUCCAACUGCAACUUUUGAUGCGAACCGUGCGGCACCCGCUGAGAGGCCCCCGGGAAUACCCACUUGACUGAUAGUUUAAACUACUACUAAAGUAAACCACACGGAAUACGGCAGAACACACAAACAACUUUUAAUUAUUGUUAAGAACAACAACAACAAAAACAACAACAAACAACAACGAUCCGCAAAUGCCAAAUAUGUGUGAAGGCUGAACACAUACAACACACGAAACACUGAGAGACCGAGAGACAGAAAUACUGAGAAUUAUACCCAGUAGAAGGCUCAAAAGUUGGGAACAGCAAUCACAACUCAUCGAAGCAUCAUCACCAUCAUCACAAUCAUGGGCAACAAGUGCUGCAGCAAGCGGCAGGAUCAGGAAUUGGCUCUGGCCUAUCCCACGGGCGGCUACAAGAAGUCCGACUACACCUUUGGCCAGACGCACAUCAACAGCGGCAGUGGCGUUGGCGCCGGCGGCCUUGUUCAGAAGCACAACAAUGGCGGCUCCCUGGAUUCGCGCUACACCCCCGAUCCCAAUCAUCGUGGGCCACUGAAAAUUGGCGGCAAGGCAGGCGUUGACAUCAUUAGGACCCGCACCACACCAACUGGUGUGCCUGGUGUCGUCCUGAAGCGCGUUGUGGUGGCCCUCUACGACUACAAGUCCCGCGAUGAAUCCGACCUGAGCUUCAUGAAGGGCGACCGCAUGGAGGUCAUCGACGACACCGAGUCCGAUUGGUGGCGCGUCGUCAAUUUGACUACGCGCCAGGAGGGACUCAUACCGCUGAACUUUGUGGCCGAAGAGCGGAGUGUCAACAGCGAAGACUGGUUCUUUGAGAACGUGCUGCGCAAGGAGGCGGACAAGCUGCUGCUGGCGGAGGAGAAUCCACGUGGCACAUUCCUGGUGCGCCCCUCCGAACACAAUCCCAAUGGCUACUCGUUGUCGGUGAAGGACUGGGAGGAUGGACGCGGCUACCACGUGAAGCACUAUCGCAUCAAGCCGCUGGACAAUGGCGGCUACUACAUAGCCACCAAUCAGACAUUUCCCUCGCUCCAGGCUCUGGUCAUGGCCUACAGCAAAGAAAAUGCCCUCGGCCUGUGUCACAUACUGUCGCGUCCCUGCCCCAAGCCCCAGCCACAGAUGUGGGAUCUGGGGCCAGAGCUGCGAGACAAGUACGAGAUACCACGAUCGGAGAUUCAACUGCUGCGGAAACUGGGACGCGGCAACUUUGGCGAGGUCUUCUAUGGCAAGUGGCGCAACAGCAUCGAUGUGGCGGUCAAGACGCUGCGCGAGGGAACCAUGUCCACGGCUGCAUUCCUCCAGGAGGCGGCCAUCAUGAAGAAGUUUCGUCACAAUCGCCUGGUGGCACUCUACGCAGUUUGCUCGCAGGAGGAGCCCAUCUACAUUGUGCAGGAGUACAUGUCCAAGGGCAGCCUGCUGGACUUUCUACGCGAAGGCGAUGGCCGCUACUUGCAUUUUGAGGAUCUCAUUUAUAUAGCCACGCAGGUGGCCAGCGGCAUGGAGUAUCUAGAGUCCAAGCUGCUCAUCCACCGCGAUCUGGCGGCCCGCAAUGUUCUCAUUGCCGAUAAUAAUGUGGCGAAGAUUUGUGAUUUCGGACUGGCGCGUGUCAUUGCCGACGACGAGUACUGUCCCAAGCAGGGCUCCCGCUUCCCCGUCAAGUGGACGGCGCCCGAGGCCAUCAUCUACGGCAAGUUCUCGAUCAAGUCGGAUGUCUGGUCCUACGGCAUACUGCUGAUGGAGCUGUUCACGUACGGACAGGUGCCCUAUCCGGGCAUGCACAGUCGCGAGGUGAUCGAGAACAUCGAGCGCGGCUUCCGUAUGCCAAAGCCAACCAAUCACUACUUCCCCGACAACAUCUACCAGCUGCUGCUGCAGUGCUGGGAUGCGGUGCCCGAGAAGCGGCCGACCUUUGAGUUCUUGAAUCACUACUUUGAGUCGUUCUCGGUCACGUCCGAGGUGCCGUAUCGAGAGGUGCAAGACUAAGAGGAGUACCCAAACACCACACACCACACACACCCCCCACUUCACAUAAACACACACGCAAACAUACAACACAUAUAUAGUACAUAAAGUUAUACAUAUAUUAUACAUUUAUAUGCAUAUUUACUAUAAUUCGUAAGACUUUUUAAAAUGGCAUCGUUGCAUACCAACCAACCAACCAGCAGACAUGCAACUAAAUGAAACUCUACUCUAAAUGUAUGUGUUUAAGCGUAUUCAAACAACAAUUGAGAAAAACAACCAACAGAAAAACCAAACAAAGGCAAAAACACACAAAAAAAGAAACCACAAAAUUUUAUAUUUUACACGCAAAACUAUUUUAUAAUUUAUAUACCUAAAUGUAUGUACUAUGGAAAUAGCAAGUAUUUAACUAGUUUUGUAAGCUUAACAAGAAGUGGAAGCGGAAGCAAAAGCAGAAGCUGGGCCGAAGAAAAUUGAAUUUCUUAUCGAAUACACAGCAGCCUCUAACGAUUUAACGCUAAUGCUACUUUAAACGGUCCUUAGGUGCAUUUUAUGUAUAAACAAAAAAGGAAAAACCAAACCAAACCAAUCUACAAAUCAAACUCAAAACUCUUUGGAACUCCUGCUACUCCGCCCUCUGCUGAAUAGAUUUUUCCCCCUCUACUUUCCAUGUGUACACGCGACUUUAUAUCGACUAAGCCAAGUAUUAUUUAACUCAAAUCAAUCAAUCACGACACUUGUGUAUUUUGAAAUUGUUGCUAAAUGAUGAAACUCCAAUGAUGGCAUUUACUUAUAAGGCGGCCCCACGUCUCCGUCUCCUACUUCCAUGUCAACCAGACCUAUCUAUCUAUGAAAGAAACAGACAACAAAUAUGAAUACUAUUUUGCUGCUUCCUCCGAGUAGUUGAGAGGCUAAGAAAACAAAUUGCAUUUUGUACAAAUCAUUA
This is a messenger RNA of Drosophila subobscura, 3041 nucleotides long. RefSeq names its product tyrosine-protein kinase Src64B (gene Src64B). Gene Ontology annotation, biological process: cell differentiation; protein phosphorylation; cell surface receptor protein tyrosine kinase signaling pathway. The record is from RefSeq and is a predicted model, not a curated record. Bases 461 to 2119 code for a protein of 552 amino acids. Lineage: Eukaryota; Metazoa; Arthropoda; Insecta; Diptera; Drosophilidae. The transcript has 5 exons. Gene Ontology annotation, molecular function: signaling receptor binding; non-membrane spanning protein tyrosine kinase activity; ATP binding. Gene Ontology annotation, cellular component: extrinsic component of cytoplasmic side of plasma membrane.